AUGGCCCCAAAACCCCAAAGAGGUGUGAAUUGGAAACCACAAGAAGAUGAGGCAUUAUGUAGAGGGUGGGUUUCUGUAUCUGAAGAUGGGGCUAUUGGCACGAAUCAAUCAAAUGAUUCAUUUUGGUUGCGUGUGUACCAACAUUUUUUGGAAAAUAAUCCGGGCAUGAGCGGAGCCGAGGUACGAUCACCGCAAGCUAUUGCUUCUCGGUUCAAGAUUAUCAACCAACAAUGUUCUCUUUGGAAGGCAUGUCUAACAAAGGCCAAUGCAAGGCAUGUGAGUGGCUCCAAUCUUGAAGAUGUGAUUGCCCAAAAUGGAACGACCUAUGUGAAUCUCCCACACAAUCAUUCAAAGAUUCUUCUCAUAGUGGCAAUACAAUCAAUUUGGAGGAAGAUGAAGAUGAUGCGGUCAUGCCCACUCCAAGGCCAUUGGGAAGAGAUAAACAGAAGGAUGAAAAAAGAGAAAGGGAAAGGUGUUGAAAGUUAUCUCAACCAAAGUGGUAAGUUCCUGUCUGAAUUGGUUCAACAAGGAAAUGAGGCAAAAGAGGAUAGGCGGCGAAAGUUAGAGCUCCUACAAGAGCAACAUGCAUAUCAAAUCCAACAAGAUAAGGAGGCCAAUGAACAGAGGAUAAUGUCCAUGGACCUAUCCAAACUUACUCCAAGAAAUAAGAAAUAUUGGGGGAAUAAGCAAGACGAAAUUAUUGAGGCCCAGAUCAAUACAAGUUCCCCCUACAAUCCGGAAGACAACUCUGGAGACUAUUAUCCAAGCCCUCCACAUAGUGGUUAUUAA
Prunus armeniaca (apricot) is the source of this 789-nucleotide messenger RNA. The record is from the annotation of a GenBank genome assembly. Lineage: Eukaryota; Viridiplantae; Streptophyta; Magnoliopsida; Rosales; Rosaceae.